Molecule: messenger RNA, 2651 nt
Organism: Coregonus sp. 'balchen'
Lineage: Eukaryota; Metazoa; Chordata; Actinopteri; Salmoniformes; Salmonidae
Source: the annotation of a GenBank genome assembly
AUGGGUAAAGACUACUAUAAUGUCCUGGGCAUACAGAAAGGAGCGACGGAGGACGAGAUCAAGAAGGCUUAUCGUAAGCAGGCUCUGCGUUACCACCCGGAUAAAAACAAGUCUCCUGCAGCCGAGGACAAGUUUAAAGAAAUAGCUGAAGCUUAUGACGUUCUGAGCGACCCAAAGAAAAAGGACAUUUACGACCGAUUCGGCGAAGAAGGUGAGUGUUCUAUCUACUAGACAUUUUACAUUUUAGUCAUUCAGCAGACGCUCUUAUCCAGAGCGACUUACAGUUAGUGAGUGCAUACAUGACGCAACAUGUUGUUAUUAAAAAGUGGUGAAUAAAUACACUUUAUUUUCCAAAGUACAUUAGUUAGGUAGACCUAUUGGGAACGAUUUCAAAGCUUCAAUUAUAACGAUGUAAAGCUGAAUCUUUGUUUCUUGAUAUUUUGAUGAGUAUUUAGGCGAGAUGGCAUUUCAAGAUCUCUCUCAAGCACCUGCCUCUUUCCUCUGAAAAUCUACUCUUCUUCAGUGGUGCUGAAACCGCAGUUUUAUUUCUAGAGUUGUAACGCUUUGGGCCACAGAAGUUCCAAAAACAAACGCUAUAUGCUUAUAACAAACCAAGCAAUAGCUUAUAAGCCUACCUUUCUUAGCCAAUGUGAGCAAUAUUUUAUAACCAGAAAGGGCAAAGCACAGGAAGGUGGAAGUACAGCACGCAUGUUCCAACAAUAAUCCCUUGCAGCACAAUCAUAAGGAAUGGAUUAAAAAAAUUGAUAAACAAUACAAUAGGCCUGCGGAUUGGCAACAACGCUCGGAUUGGCUGCAAGACACGAGCGGAGCGGCGCCGGAGAGGUGCCCGCCCACUGCUGGAAGGUUCGGGCGCUGACGUCACAGAGGGGCGGAGAGACCGACUUUAACAGUUUGGCACUAGCCUGUCAGCAAGCUUCUCAAAGGACAGAUGGUGUGGUCGUGGAUUCCUAGUUCCUACAGUAGGCCUAGGUUAGAAUGGUGCAGCUGUGUUCUUAUCAGUUGUUUUUAAGGACCAGGCUAGGUAACUCAACUGUCAAGCUGCAUUAUUCCGUGUAUAGCAACAGACACUGUAGACCACAGGAGGUUGGUGGCACCUUAAUUGGGGAGAACAGGCUCUUGGUAAUGACUGGAGCGGAAUCAGUGGAAUGGUAUCAAAUACAUCAAAUACAUGGUUUCCAGGUGUUUGAUGCCAGUCCAUUUGCGCCGUUCCGGACAUUAUUAUUUAGCCGUCCUCCCCUCAACAGCCUCCUGUGGUGUAGACCAAUACAACCUUUAUUCCCUCCCUUCUAGCCCUACACACAGACACAUUGUUUCCACACCCAUGGGUGCUACUGCACAUAGGAAAUGAUUACACAACUUCUAUUGAAAGAAGUCUGAACCAGAGCACCAAAUGUUUAACUCUCUCUCUCCGUCCCUUCCUCCUUCUCUCCUCCAGGGUUGAAGGGAGGAGGCCCCUCAGCAGGAGGGGGUGUUCCUGGGGGCCCUAAUUUCAGCUACUCCUUCCAGGGCGACCCCCACGCCAUCUUCGCCGAGUUUUUCGGGGGCCGGAGCCCCUUCGACCAGUUCUUCCCCCGAAACGGCGGGGGCCCAGACGGGGACAACAUGGACACUGACGAUCUCUUCGCCCGUUUCGGGAUGGGGGGCGGCGGCAUGGGGGGGUUCCCCCGUUCCUUCAGCACAGGGAUGGGGGGAGGGAUGGGGGGGCAGAUGGUUGAGAAGCACCAGGACCCACCCAUGCUCCACGACCUCAGGGUGACCUUAGAAGAGGUUGGUUGAUUGAUUGAUUGACUUAUUUUAUUUGACAACAAAAAAUAUCCAUGUACACACAGUACAUACAUUUUAAAAGUUGUCUAGGAUAACACAAUAAAGGCAAUAACUAAUUUCCAUUGUGAUCCUUAAAAGGUGUUCUCAGGUUGCACUAAGAGAAUGAAGAUAUCCCACAAGCGGCUGAACGCAGACAGACGGACCACCCGGACGGAGGACAAGAUCCUGGAGGUGGAGAUAAAGAAGGGAUGGAAGGAGGGGACGAAGAUCACCUUCCCUAAAGAGGGGGAUGAGACGCCCACUAACAUCCCGGCAGACGUGGUGUUCGUGGUCAAGGAUAAGCCCCACCCAGUGUUCCGGCGAGAAGGCUCUGACAUCGUUUACCCCGCCAAGGUCUCCCUCAGAGAGGUAAGGCAGAAUGAUUGGAACUUUUAACUAAACUAUACUAAAUAUACUUUGUUUUUAUACGCUGCUCUCCAAGUGCUCGCUAAAACAAAUUGAUAGUACUUAGAAUGACAAUCAUUCUUGAACCUACAGACAACUGUUUGUACGUAGACUAGAGUGAUGAAGCGUAACAUCUCUCUCUCUCUCUCUCCCCCCUCUAUCUUCUCUCUCUCUCUCUCUCUCUCUCUCAGGCUCUGUGCGGCUGCACGGUCAACGCCCCCACGCUGGACGGCAGGACAGUAACCGUGACGACCGGGGACGUGGUGCGUCCGGGGAUGAAACGACGUAUCACGGGGGAGGGGCUUCCUCACCCCAAGCGGCCCGAUCGCCGCGGUGACCUGCUGGUGGAGUACGAGGUGGUGUUUCCGGAGAGAUUGAGUCAGAGUGCCAAGGAGACCAUCGCACAGGUGCUUCCACCCUAG